GCAAUGGAACAAGCAUGGCUGUUGCUACUGUUAACAACAAAUAUCAUUUCUGUGUCUGCACAAUUCAAUGGGUACAACUGUGAUGCUAAUCUCCACAGCAGAUUUCCAGCUGAGAGAGACAUCAUUGUCUAUUGUGGAGUCCAGACAAUCACUCUGAAGAUUAACUUUUGUCCAGUGCUUUUCUCUGGUUACUCUGAAACAGACUUGGCAUUAAAUGGCAGAUAUUCUGACAUGCACUGUAAAGGAUUUAUAAAUAACAGUACAUUUCCAGCAAUGGUUGUUUUCACCAUUAAUCUCAGUACUCUGGAAUCCUGUGGAAACAAUUUAGUGACAUACUGUCUUCCUUUCUCUAAUCCUUAUAACACUUAUUGUCAAAUCAGUGUUAAUGAGAAGAACAUUUUAUAUAGAAGGGUGGAUUUGAUUUUGGAAGAACUACUUCUUAAUAGACAAAUUUCACUGGAUGAACAGUCUUUCAUGGUAGUAAAAUCACCAAAGACACCUACAAUCUUCGGUAUCCCGAAUAUUCAUAAAGAUCUUAGGAACCCCCCGUUUAGGCCUAUUGUGGAUGCCAAGGCAUCCAAAACUUAUUUUAUAGCUAGGUUUAUUGACAUACAACUUAAGAAUGUCUUGGCCAAUUGUCAGUGGAUUAUUAAAGACUCUUGGGAUCUUUUAAAGGAACUUAAUAAGGAAAUAUAUAAGGACAGCCUUAUAUUUGUCACAAUAGAUGUGAAAGACUUAUUUUCUAUCAUUCCGCAUGAAACUGGUAUUGAAUGGUUUUAUUCUUAUUUAUGUCGCCACACUGGCUAUGAACACAAUCGUAUUUUGACUAUAAGAACAUUAAUGGAACUUGUCCUAGAGACUAACAUCAUUGUAUUUGAAGAGCAGCUUUUCAAACAGUGCAAUGGUGUAGCAAUGGGGGCAACCUGUGCCCCCAUUUUUGCAAACUCUGUCCUAGCUUUUUGGGAAACAGAGUUCAUUUUCCCUAGUCCAUAUGAAAAAUGCUGGAAAUUUUAUGGUCGAUAUUUGGACGACAUUUUAAUCAUAUGGGAUGAUACAAAAGACCAACUUGACAAGUCUGCUGCUGCUAUUUCAGUUAAAGACAGCAAUGGCACAUUCAUCAGCACUUUGAAUUUACUACUAUACAGUGAUUCAACAUACUCCCACCAUCUGACGGUCCCUAGUGCAGGAUUACCAUUAAAAACAAAGGUAUAUGCUGCUGUAAGAGCAACCAACCUUGAUGGAAGAUGGAAUGUAUUGAUGGAUUAUUGUUACACAACUCCUUCGGGUAAUCCUAAUGAUGAACUUAGAUAUGAUCUGUUUCUUAGCUGUGACAAAGAUCCACAGACUACCAUCAUUGAAAAUGGAAGAAGCCAGAUGGGGAAGUUUUCAUUUGAAGUAUUUCGAUUUGUCAAGCACAAGAAUCAGAAGAUGUCAACAGUCUUUUUACACUGUGUUACAAAGCUGUGCAGGGCAGAAGAUUGUACAUCACUUACUCCAAACUGCUACUACAGGAGAAGAAGGCGGAGAGAUAUAAUAACAACAGCAGCAACCGUUCAAGGUAUUUCUGGAAAUGCGGUUUUAACAGCUGGGCCCAUUAUCACUAGAAGUGAAGAGACUCCCACCAACAACUCUCAGCUUGCACGACCAACUGAUAAAAGCUUCCAGAUGAACACCAUUACAAGUGCACUGAUUGCUGGAAUUACUAUUCUUGGAAUUAUGAGCUUGUGUUUCUUUAUCUUCUCCCUCACCCUUCUAAAUAAAAAACAACAAUGUCGUCCCGUAUUAACAGGCACUAAGAACCUUACUUUCAACUAGAAGAAGAACCUGCAGUAUUGCUGCAAAAUGUACAUCACAUUUUGCAGUGUUUAAAAUAACCUUGUCAAUGUUUUAAGUAAGAGGAGUUCUGGGUUACAAAAGUAAUUAUUCAGAUACUAACUUGAACUUACUCUUGGGUUAUGUUUUCU
Protopterus annectens (West African lungfish) is the source of this 1964-nucleotide messenger RNA. RefSeq names its product zona pellucida like domain containing 1 (gene ZPLD1). The coding region runs from base 4 to 1815 and encodes 603 amino acids. NCBI's taxonomy places the organism in Eukaryota, Metazoa, Chordata, Ceratodontiformes, Protopteridae. The record is from RefSeq and is a predicted model, not a curated record. The transcript is spliced from 10 exons.